GGUGAUCCAGCCUUCCCCUAACCCUGCGCGUCGUCAGCAUUGGGAACUGGCUACGGUGGGGACAACGCCAACCAGUUUGGUAACUUUUUGUUUCCACUCUUGGCCCAAGCUCCCAACCCAAUUUGAAAAAGCACUUUAACAACAAGCCCGACCCCACUCCGCGUCGUGUUAGCGCGCCGCGUCCAAGGGCGUCGCGUAAACUCUUGAAGGCUUGCCUUCCUCUCCCCCACCAACUCAAUCUUUGUCCACAGCAUCCGCCAACAGACCACCGCCAAAAUCGACCAUAUUUGCCACUUCACCGUAUACCCAAGGAAGACCCCUUCAGCUGGAUGCAAGAUAGAACGCUUCUACCAAAAAAAAAAGACAACACCAGGCGCCAUGUUCGCUAUGGUUGACCCAGCCGUGAACAGCGGUUUCCAAAGUUUUGGCGGUAACAAUCAGCACAGCAGUUUCGUCUUUUCAAGUCCACACAAGCCAGCCAAAUCAUCACCUCUCUCUUAUGCCCCCAUGAGGAUACCUUCACCGACAUUGCCAUCAGACGAUGCCCCUGACAUGAUGCUUUCGUCCCCUCUUGGUCUCCCGUCAGAUUCAUCCCAUCUUCGCAUGAGCCAGUCCUCGCCAAUACGGUCCUCAUUUGACAAUAAUGAGAGCUCCGGACCACAACCAAAGUUCAGAUUUGCCAAUCGGAACCCAGCAAAGAACAGCAAUCCUCUAGUCAAAAAGCGGAACGAUGUACAAGACUCGAGACGAAGACUCUUUCUCAACAAUGUACGGCAGAGGCAGGAGGACAAAAAGUUUCAGCGACGGGGUGGACAGGAUGAGAUUGCCAGAUUAGAGUUCAACCGUCUCCAGAACGAACGCCUCGCCUAUCUUGACCGAGAACGAGCCAAAAACCCUUAUGCACUCUGGGAACAAGAGCUUGAAGACGAGCAUCGCAGCUUGCAGUCACAGCAACGGCAAAUGCAACAACAAAAUCCAGACGAAAUGAUGCUGGAUGCAUUGGAAGAGGCUGAGAUGGCCGAGAUUGCCCAAGCAGAGGCGUUGCUUCACCAGGACAACUACUCCUCGAGACAUAUCAAUCAGGAUGACUCUUUCGAUGAUGACGAGGAUUGGGAUGAGUUGUUCAUGGAAGCGAUCCAGACUUCACAGCAACACCAUAUUCAAGGACAACAAUCGGGCGGGCAAGAUGUGGAGAUGUCUUGA
Podospora bellae-mahoneyi is the source of this 1203-nucleotide messenger RNA. RefSeq lists its product as uncharacterized. The record is from RefSeq and is a predicted model, not a curated record. The transcript is spliced from 2 exons. Lineage: Eukaryota; Fungi; Ascomycota; Sordariomycetes; Sordariales; Podosporaceae. Bases 379 to 1203 code for a protein of 274 amino acids.